Molecule: messenger RNA, 2328 nt
Organism: Hemibagrus wyckioides
Lineage: Eukaryota; Metazoa; Chordata; Actinopteri; Siluriformes; Bagridae
Product: testis-expressed protein 264 homolog
Exons: 4
Coding region: 283-1200 (305 amino acids)
Biological process (GO): reticulophagy; protein-DNA covalent cross-linking repair
Cellular component (GO): autophagosome membrane; endoplasmic reticulum membrane; replication fork
Source: RefSeq, a predicted model, not a curated record
UGUGAGUCCGCGUGUGUUUAGGGAAGUGUGGCUGAACAGGAGCAGCAACCAGGACAAAUAUAUUGACCACGUAGCUGUGAUUUUAACCAACACUGCCCGCGUUGCUAGGCAACAACGUUUAAACUCUUUCACCCGGAAGUACGUGACAGACGUCUGUCCUUAAGCUUAUCUAGAGCACGUGUUCAGUCAGCAAGUUUCUGAACGGAAUUAAACUGUCAUUAAGGGGAAAAAAACAACGCGUCCAUCCAAUAAUUCCUCCUUCCUUCCUGAAGGUCUUGAAGAAUGUGGGAUUUUCUGGACUGGACAGUCAUUGGGUUCUUCCUUCUGGCCCUCCUCCUCUCCACCUUGUCGGUGUAUGUGGUGUAUUCCGGCCUGCUGACGGAGGUCCACAUCAGCACUGGCUCCUCUCCUGUGAAAAGCAUGACUGUGGCUUAUAAAUACCAAGAAGGACCUUAUAAAGAGUCCGGCCUGCUGUUCGCUGAGAGCUGCAGAAUUGCCCCAGAGCUGCCCACUGUAGGUGUCUUCUAUGAUGAUCCAAAGAAGGUGCCUGCUCCCAAGUGUCGCUGCGCCGUGGGUAGUAUCCUGAGCGAGGGCGAUCAGAGACCCAGCGCAGAACUCCAGGAGCUCUAUGAGAAGUUUGGCUUUCGUAUCUUCACUUUCCCAGAGGUCACCCACGUGGUCUCGUCUUGUUUCCCCUACAGAACCCGACUCUCCAUCAUCCUGGGAGUGUGCAGGGUUUACCCACAGCUCAACUGCUAUAUCAAGGACAGGAAGCUGUGUGCUCACCCCUUCCUUGAGAUCUACAGGAAUCAGUUAAUCUACUACAUCAGCCCUCUGGCCAGGCAGGGAGAUUUCUAUGUGCCCGAGGUCCAGAAAGCCCCUAAAAGACAACAGGAAGGCGAGGAAUCUGAAGAGGACAGGAGAACUGACAUCACAGGUGCAGACUCUCACAGCGAUUGCAGUUCGGUCAGCGGCCCGCUCCAGUCACACAGCAGAGACACAUCUCCAUCUCUGUCUCUCUCUCCGUCCGUCCUGUACCACCAGCACAGGGACUCGCUCUCAGACUCGGACUCAGGCAGCCGGAGGAGUAGACGGAGCUCCAGCGCUUCAUCCUUCGAGGAGCUGCAGCUGGAGGCGGAGAAAUGCGUAACAUCCGAUGGCCCCGAGCAUCCAGGCCCGGUAGUGGAAGGAGAGGAGUGAUGUUAGUGAUUUGAAGAAGAAGCAUUCGUGUGUCGUGGUUUUUUAAUCUAUACAGAGAAGCAGUUCUGUUUUUUCCAUGCUGGCUGUUCAGAAGGUGUUGAUUAUGGGUUUUUUUUUUUAAUUGUAGCUCUGACAGGUGCUCUGACACAAGGACACACCACGUAAUCUAAGCUAAUAAUAAAUGGACAAAAAUAACAUGGUGGCGUUUCAGAGAAAUGUAUAAUCACGGACAGGAAGAAGAUUUCUUUAAGAAGACGUUUAUCAUUUAGGGAAAGAGACUCCAGCGUCAGUAACAUUCCCAGUGCGGUGAUGUUUCUGAAAGGGAAACGUAUGACCAUCGACAGGGUGAAGAUUUCUUUAAGGACACGUUUAUCAUUUGGGGGAAAAAGUCUUCUUUAGGACAGAGGAGUUUACAGUCUUGCCCCAUGUUCUUUACAUUAACUGUAAACGGAUAUAAAGUGUGAAAUAUUGUUCGUUAAUAAAUUCGUCAGCUUGCUGUGGAGUAAGAGGAAUAAAACGUGUGGGGAUGUGCAAAUAUGGCACGUCGGUGUCGCAUGGUAUCACACCACAGUGUCAUUAACCGCACACACUGUGGUGUUUUUACUCCAUCCUACAUGUUUGGUAAGGAUUUAAAGAGUCUGCUCUGAUCAAACGGCCCACUCGCAAAAAAAAAAAAGAGAAAUAAUAAUACGCAAGAUUUGAGCAAUUCAAAAGGCAGGAACCGUUCAGUAAGUAUCGGAUCAAUAACAUUUUUUCAUGAUCUAGUGAAAAUUAACAGUCUAGUUAAAGGUUUGUGAUUUAUAGUCAACGUGUUGCCUUUAACGUCCGUUUAUUGUUCCGGUUUAUUAACUUCUUUGGUUUCACCUGUAAGACUUGAAAAACUGCACUUGAAAACAACACCACCAACUUAAAGCAGGUAACCUGGAUUUCUUGAACUUCGAAUGUUUCUGUGUAAAUGUUUCUGUUUCUGGUCGUUGUCGACGGAACAGAAGGAAGCGCUGUACAGUAUUCACGACGUUUAUUAAUCUCCUCGAUUUGGUGAUCAGAGCCUUAUAUUUUUAUACGAAUGUAAUUGAGCAGUUAAAAUUACACUGAAAGCAGAUUUCCCCGGAGCGUGGAUCAGAUCCG